This is a messenger RNA of Galleria mellonella (greater wax moth), 1422 nucleotides long. Its product is annotated as pancreatic lipase-related protein 2-like. The transcript is spliced from 4 exons. The record is from RefSeq and is a predicted model, not a curated record. The coding region runs from base 296 to 1399 and encodes 367 amino acids. Lineage: Eukaryota; Metazoa; Arthropoda; Insecta; Lepidoptera; Pyralidae. Gene Ontology annotation, molecular function: lipase activity.
UUUGGCCAGUUCGCGUUUAACCGUAUAGGAUCCAAGUCGCGUGUUCACGUUAGCCAAUUUGAACGGUACUCAAUUAGAGUAGAGAUGUGACAUUUGUUAUCUGUGAGAUCGAUGACAUGACUUUAUUUUUUUUUAUUACUUUUCGCGCCAAAUUUUUAUGACUUUGUUCCUUUUUUAAUACAUUCCGCGGCAUUUUUUUCGAAUCAAUGGAAAGUCAUUAUACAGCCAUAAACAUAUACGAGUAAUAUUUACAAGCAUUAUUUUGUGUUAAUACAAUUUAUAUACUCAGUUUAUCAUGUUUAUUUUCAUCAAAAUGGACAAAUGGUGUGUGACAUUUAUUUGUAUUUUUGCGGUGUGCCUUUGUGGAGGAGAAGACUCUACAAGCCAAAGGAUCGAGGAAGGAUACCCUAGAGGACUCAUGUCAGUUUGUCCGGGGUCCACAAAACCUGCCACAAUUCCCAUCAGCCAACUAAAAUACCUCGGCUUCGUGGUGCAAGGAAAGGAACGCAGCAGAAAGAAGUAUACGUACUGGACAGCCGACAAGAUAGCCAAUGACGUCAGGAUAGACUUUAACAGGAAGACGGUGCUGAUCCUGCUGGGGUACCUGGACAGCAGCAACUUCCCCAUCGCCUCCAUGUUCGCCAACGAAUACGAAGCGCUCGGCUACAACGUCAUCAUCAUUGACAACCAGAGAUUCGCCACUGUCCACUACUAUUUAGCGUCACGUCUCAUGCGACCAGUUGGCAAGCACGUCGCAGAAGUUCUAGUCAAGCUCACAAACCUAGGCCUAGACCCGUCCAAACUAGAACUUCUCGGCUUCAGUCUUGGCGGACAAACUGUUAGUUACAUCGCCAAAAAUUACCAGCAAAUGACAGGAAUGAACAUCUCCAAAAUAACCGCUCUAGAACCUUCGGGCCCUUGCUUCAGGCAUUUAGGGCCUGGUGAUAGACUGGAUGCUUCAGACGCUGACUUUGUCGAAGUUAUACAUAGCAAUAUAGACGGAUAUGGCAUGGCGACAAGAAUGGGCCAUGUAGACUUUUACUUAAACGGUGGAGAGUACCAACCUUCCGAUCUUUCGAUGUACCCCUGUGUGUCGACGUGUAGCCAUUUUCGAGUCCUACCUAUAUGGGUGUCGGCUAUGAAAAACCAAAAAGGUUUCAUAGCAAUAAAAUGCGAUAGCAUACAACAAGCUAGAGAUUGCGACUGUUAUAAUAGAAUACAAUUAGAGAUAAAUUAUCUUGGACCAAAAGUCAUUAAAAGCAAUCACGGUAUUUUUUACCUUUCCACCAGUAAAUCCUUUCCGUUUUACUUGGGUCAGGACGGGUUGAAAGCUGAAUACGCUUCGUGGAGAAAAAUCACUGACAUCAAUGAAGGAAAUGAGACGGAAGUGUACACUUGACAAAAUAUAUUCCUAGAAAUGUU